UGUUUUUCGCGUCGAUGUCUUCGAAGUGUUGCGUGGAGCGCUUGUUCGCCUGCUACACGUGUCAGACCACCGUAUGCUCAUUACGGGUUGUCGUGCUUGUAUAAUAUCAGCAGUUUAGCUUUUCCCUUUGUGCACAUCAGUGUCUAUAAUGGCUGAGCACACCGUUGAAGAGAACGCCGGCACCGCAGCUGUUUCAGCAAAAGUGGACUUCGUUACGAGAAACCUUCAGGAAGUGCUCGGUGAAGCUCGAAUGAAUGAAAUCAUGAAGGAUCGAGAUCUGAAAAUCUACUGGGGUACAGCAACAACUGGCAAGCCUCACGUUGCCUAUUUCGUCCCGAUGUCGAAGAUCGCCGACUUUUUGAAAGCGGGUUGUGAGGUAACCAUUCUUUUUGCAGAUUUGCACGCAUAUUUGGAUAAUAUGAAGGCCCCUUGGGGUUUGCUCGAACUUCGAACGCAGUACUACGAGCACGUAAUCAAGGCAAUGUUGAAGUCCAUUGACGUGCCGCUGGAGAAGCUGAAGUUUGUGAAGGGCUCCACUUACCAGUUGAGCAAAGAGUUCUCUAUGGAUGUCUAUCGCCUGGUGUCUUUGGUGACUGAGCAUGACGCAAAGAAAGCCGGGGCUGAGGUUGUGAAGCAAGUCGAGCACCCUCUCCUUAGUAGCAUGCUCUACCCAUUAUUGCAAGCCUUGGAUGAGGAGUACUUGCAUGUUGAUGCGCAGUUCGGCGGUGUUGACCAGCGCAAGAUUUUCACGUUUGCCGAGAAGUACUUACCUCAACUGGGUUAUGAAAAACGCAUUCAUCUAAUGAACCCCAUGGUGCCUGGCCUGUCGGGCGGCAAGAUGAGUUCUUCGGAAGAAGAUUCGAAGAUCGACUUGCUGGACACCCCGGCCGCCGUGAAAAAGAAACUCAAGAAGGCUUUCUGCGAGCCAGGAAACCUAGAGGACAACGGUGUUCUUGCCUUUGUGAAACAUGUCCUUAUUCCUCUUCAGAAGCGCACUGAUCUGGUAAUCGAGCGUGACGAGGCACACGGUGGUAAUAUAACGUACUCGAGCUAUGAACAGCUGGAGGAAGAUUUCAAGAACCUCAAGCUGCACCCAGGUGAUUUGAAGGCCAUGGUCGAAGUACAGCUGAAUCGGCUGCUAGAUCCAAUCAGAGAAACCUUCAAUGAUCCGAAGCUUCAGAAGCUGGCUGCAGAUGCCUACCCACCUCCAACAAAAUUGGUUUUUGAUGAAAUAACCCCACAGCGCCUUGACUUGAGGGUAGGACGUAUCGUGGAAGUUAAUGACCAUCCAGAUGCAGAUGCACUUUAUGUGUCACGUGUCGACUUGGCUGAACCUACUGGACCCCGUACAGUUGUGAGUGGCCUACGAAACUUGGUACCUAAGGAAGCACUUCUCAACCAGAACGUUGUUCUGCUUUGCAACUUGAAGCCGUCUAAGAUGCGGGGCGUGGAAUCGCAAGCAAUGGUGCUCUGCGCAUCUGUGCAGGAGCCACGGCAAGUUGAGCCCCUAAAGCCACCCAGCAACUGCAGUCCAGGAGACCGAGUAUUCAUUGAAGGCUACGAGGAUGCCAGCAUCCAGCCAGACAGCCAGCUAAAUCCGAAAAAGAAGAUUUGGGAGAAGCUGCAGGUGGACAUGAAGGUUUCUGCAUCACUUGUGGCUGAGUGGGGAGGUUGUGCAUUCAUUGUGAAUGGCCAACCUGUCACAUGUGCUUCGCUAAAGGGAGCACCCAUCAAAUAAGACUGCUUUGCCUUAUAAGGCAACACUCUAACUUAUAUGUCCUAUACAUAAAUUGGUCAUAUUUGUAUGCAAUGUACACUAUUGGAACUGUGAAAAUGAAAGGAUACAAUGAAAGUUUAUUUUACUGGUGUCCCUUUAUUCAAAUUAGUAAAAUUGGAGACAAGCAACAGCCAUUCUCUACGCCAUGAUAACAUUGAUUUUUAAGGUCAGCAAUAAUAGCUAUGAAGUUAUUUCUUUUCAUAGUGUCCACAGCACCUGGGAACUAUACCAAAGGAGCAUAUAUGUAUGCAUAUAUUGGAAUUUUGUACCUGUUACUGCUCUAUGGGCCACCAUAUUUUUGCAUGCAUUUUGUAUGAAAGUAUGUUUGUAUUAAACUAUUUAUACUCUCA
Molecule: messenger RNA, 2127 nt
Organism: Dermacentor andersoni
Lineage: Eukaryota; Metazoa; Arthropoda; Arachnida; Ixodida; Ixodidae
Gene: TyrRS
Product: Tyrosyl-tRNA synthetase
Biological process (GO): tyrosyl-tRNA aminoacylation
Molecular function (GO): tRNA binding; ATP binding; tyrosine-tRNA ligase activity
Source: RefSeq, a predicted model, not a curated record